UAGCCCGGAAGUAAGCGCAGCUUGUUUUGUAAACUUCAUUCACAACCAAAGAUAUAGCAGAAGAGCCAGAAGACUCUUCUAAUCAUGGAUAGCGAAGCCCUCGCUCAGACACAGGACUGGAAGAACACGAAGGAGGCGGCGAGGAAAUUUCGGCAACUGCUACUUUGCUCCAAAUGCACGAAUAUGAUGACGGAACCUGUGUGUCUAGGAAUGUGCGAGCAUAUGCUGUGCAGGUCCUGUGCUGGCCCCCAGGCAGGAGAUGGCUGUGUGGUGUGUCAGAGUCCUGCGUGGGUGAAGGACAUCCACAUCAACAGGCAGCUCAGCAGCAUCAUACAGCUCUUCUGUGGUUUAGAGUUCCUGCUCCAUCCCAUAGAACAACCAGAUUCUAAGAAACAAACACAACCUCGGAGCCCUGUCUUUAAGCAAAAGAAGAACUUCAAGAUCUGGUUCAGCCCACGCAGCCGCAAGGUACGGUGCAUGGUGGAGAAACCUUCAGAGGUCCUUGUACCGGAGAGCACGUCUUCUCGAGAAAUGGCUGCAUCACAGCAAGACACCUGUACUGCUCAAUGCCAGGACCUGUCAGUUUUCAAUUUCACCUCGUCUUCCCCCGACUCUGGCUCAUCCUGUUCUCAAAAAUGCAAAAAUGAAGACAGAAAGAAGGGGUCAACUAAGAAAAAUGUUGCCAUCAGGAAGGUGUCAGUGCAACGAGCCACUAGGACGACGCGAAAACGGAACAAGCAAAAGACGACGACGUGCAGACUGGAUGCUAUAAACCAGCAAUGGGGGAUUCCGAAGGAGGCAGAUGCUUUACAAGUAAAGGAGCAGCACUUAGCUGAAGGGUCAAGGAGGUCUAGUAAAAGAGUUUCCUUCCAUAGCCCUGCUGUCACGUCUGACGAGCCUCAGCCUAAAGUACCGCAGGGGAGUACUAAUGAACUCAGCCCUGGCAGAAGCACUAUGAGGAAGAAUCUCUUAGAAGGCAGCGUCGCUGUCCUGAACGAGCAAACCCAGCUUGGUCAGAGAAUAUUGGACAGUGUUGGCCAGCAUGACAAACUGUCUGAAACUGACAGUCCUGAAAAAUGGGACAGUGUGUCGGUGUCUCCCCCAAAGCAUUCAUCAAAAAGAUCCAGAGUGGAGGAGAAGGCUGCCACAUUGGAGACCACACCAAAAAGGCCCAGGGCUUCCCCAGGCAGGCGGAUAAAAUCCCAGAUGUCUCCAGCUGUCCUUAACCCUCUUUCUUUGGCUAGCCCCAGGUGUGAUAAGAGCAUCAACAACUCAAGACAAGAGCAAGGAGACAGCCCCUCUGUGCGAGCCUCUGUUGGUAGACAAUCUCCUUGUUCUCCGGUUGCAUCUGUUGGACGACCCACCUCAGGGAGCCCUGCGGUUACGAAGCGGAACCACAAGGGAGAGACCCUGCUGCAUCUGGCUGCUAUAAAGGGAGAUGUAGAGGCUGUCAAGGAACUGCUGGACCAGGGGGCUGACCCUAACCUGAAGGAUAACGCUGGGUGGACUCCUCUGCACGAAGCGUGUAACCUGGGUCACCUGGUGAUUGUGGAGGUAUUGGUCUCCAGGGGAGCCCUGUUGAAUACACCUGGCUAUGAGAAUGACUCUCCGCUCCACGAUGCUGUGAGGAACGGACAUCCAGCCAUUGUCAAACUGCUGCUGCAGUUUGGAGCCUCGGGGAACAUACUUAAUCAGUAUGGAAAGCGGCCUGCUGACUACGCAGUGGGUCUGGAGAUGCUGGAGAUUUUCCAAGAAGCCUCAAAAGGAACCCAAUAUGCUAAUGCUUCUCUUAGCCCCUCAACCAGUCUCUCUAUGGUGAGCAACUGUGUGAGGAGGGAUGAAAUGGUGUUUCUGGCCAGCAAGCUGUCACCACCAAAGCAGGUUCAAGUGGCCAAACUGGGAGAGCUUCUGGGAGGGAGACUGGUUGACACCUUUUCUGGAUUAGUGAGCCACGUUGUGGUGCCUGAAGGACACAUCCCCACCACCAACUCCACACUCCUUGGUCUUCUCGCUGGCUGCUGGGUUGUCAACUUCAGCUGGGUGGAGGCAUGUCUGCAUGAAGGCGAGUGGGUUCCAGAAACUGAGCAUGAAGCGGGGGAAGGCCCCCAGCGCAGUCGCAUCAACAGAUGUAGCUUGCUCCCGCCGCUCUUCGAUGGCUGUUUCUUCUUCCUCCUUGGCUCCUUUAAGACACCUUCCAAAGACGAGCUCACCAAGCUGCUCCGGGAAGGAGGAGGUCAACUCCUGAGCCGGCAGCCCAAGCCCGAUAGCGAUGUAACACAAACCCUGAGUGCCGCUGCCUACCACGCACUGCCCGGCUCUGACCAGGCCCUCUGCACCCAGUACAUCAUCUUUGACCCCCAGGCCCCUCACAAGCCGGCCGUAACGAGGAGAGGUAAGGUGUGGUCAGCUCCCUCCACCUGGCUCGUCCACUGCAUCUCAGCCUUCCGGCUCCUCCCCGUCUCGGGCUAUAUUCAAUAAUAAUGUUGCACUGAAAAAUCACUUGUCCUCAAGCAUGUUCAUCAUGAUUUUUUUUUUUUUUUUAAAUGUGCCACAAAUCACAUGAACAUUAAAACAAUUAUGUGGCUCUUAAAAUCUGAAAUUAAAGUGCUAAUCUACACUGAUUGUCGAUUUUUAUUUUUCAUUAUUUUUGUGAUAAUGUCAAGUGCAGAAAAAUGUAAAAGUCAUGGAAAAUUGUUUUACAAGUAACUAACAGAUUUCAAUGUAGUUCAUUUAAGAUUAAUGGAAGAAUCUAUACAUAUUUUACAAGAAUACUUUAAUAUUUGGGCAAGUCAGUUAUGCUACAUUGUUCUCUGCGUUUAGAAACAUUUAAAAUGUUAUUAUCUUCAUUAUACACUGAUGUCCCAGAGAAUGUAUGGUCAUGAAGAUUGGUUUCAAAAGGCAUGGGACAAUCUUGGAAAUGUAUUUGUAAAAAUGUGAAUGAGCCUUGUAUUACUGCACAGUUUAAACCAUUGUUUGCACUGUGAGUUCUUGGUCUGUCUCUGGUUUUCCGCCCAGUUGGACAUGAGUUCAGGAGGAAUCUUUUCCAGAUCCACCGGACCACCUUAAUGGACUCCUUUGAACACAAAAGGGCAGCUCCUUAUCUCUGCGCUCCAUCCACAGUCCUCAAUAUAUUUCUAAAGGUGAUCCUGGCUCCACUCAGAAGGAAACUCAUUUCAGUCGCUUUAUCUGAUUCUUCCAGUCAUUAACCAAAGCUGUUGGCUGGAGGUGAAAGUUGGAAAUGGGUUACUGGUAAAUCGCUCCCUCUUCACCAUGACACGGCCCUUGACCAACCUCUCGAAUGAAACAUUUACGCAAUUCCAUCUGUGCGUAACACACGAGUUAUGUGGUUGUGUGAUUUUUAGAGUGGCAUUGCAUUCCAUAAUCUGGAUUGGUUUACCAGGAAAAGAUAAUUACCUAAUUAAGAAUGCCUGUCCCCGAAAACAAAUCGAUGGCGAGGCCAUGGGAUAGAAUAGGAAAAACAAAGCAAUUAAUUGUUUCCUCACCAGUACUGGCACUUUUGGUGUCCACCUUUUUUGUACACAAGGAGUGAGUGUGUACGUUCCCCAACACCACCGCUGGCCUGAAGCCGUGUGCUUUUAGAGUCCUUCUGCUGGCCAUCUCCCAAUAUGCCAUUUUCAAAGGGAUUAGUCAGGGAUGCACCUAAUUGCUAUUGAUUGCUAUGUGCUGCAUAAAAUUGCUUCCCUUUUCUUGUCCACGGCGGGAGGUUGGAGAAGGCAAUUAGUGUGGACGAGAUAGAAGCCCAGACGGACUUGUAAUGAAAUAGAAUGCGGGAAUGAACCUGUGAGUCAUGCCCUUGAACUCACUCAGCAAUACAAAACCAUUACGGAUUGGGAUUAUUAUUAUUAUUACUACUUAUUUUCUCUCAACCAGCCCCAUGAACAUAUUGUAUUACUUUUUUUUAUUUUUAUUGUGAAAUGUUCUGUUUAUAGAAAGAUUACCUGGAGUUUUGCUUUUAUUCUGGCUCCGCUGUAAAGUUUCAGAUUGUUGUUUGUCUGUUUAAUAAAUUAAA
Molecule: messenger RNA, 4030 nt
Organism: Cyclopterus lumpus (lumpfish)
Lineage: Eukaryota; Metazoa; Chordata; Actinopteri; Perciformes; Cyclopteridae
Gene: bard1
Product: BRCA1 associated RING domain 1
Exons: 11
Coding region: 85-2478 (797 amino acids)
Molecular function (GO): protein binding
Source: RefSeq, a predicted model, not a curated record